AUGUCUAGUCAGCGUCUUGUCUUAGGCCUCCCGCGUGUCUUGCCAUCGCUGCCGCCUUCGCUUGCACCACCGUGCGGUCCUUGCGUCGAGGGUCGGCUGCGCGCCACCCCUCACUCCUCCUCCUUGCGUCCGGCCACCGAGCCUUUUGAGACGCUCCACUUGGACGUCUGGGGCCCCGCCUCUCGCCUUGGCCCUGAGCGUGAGCGUUUCUUUCUGGUGGUCGUUGACGACUACUCCCGCUACACCACAGUGUUCCCCCUGGCGAAGAAGUCUGAGGUGACUUCUACGCUGAUCAGGUGGUUGCUUACCACUGAGGACACUCGUGGUCGUCGUGUCAGCUGUCUUCACUCCGACCGCGGGGGUGAGUUUCGCUCCGGCGUUCUCGCUGGAUUCUGUCGCGAGCAGGGCAUUCGUCAGUCCUGGACGCUUCCAGAGUCCCCACAGCAGAAUGGGGUUGCUGAGCGCCGCAUAGGCUUGGUCAUGGAGAUCGCCCGCACCUCCUUGACUCACGCCCGUGCCCCCCAUUUUCUGUGGCCCUACGCGGUUAGGUACGCCGCUCACCAGCUGAACCUCUGGCCACGUGUCUCUCGGCCAGAGGCUUCACCAACUAGUCUUUGGACCGGGUCCCCUGGUGUUGCGUCGCGUUUUCGUGUCUGGGGUUGCUUGGCUCUUGUCCGCGACACUUCCGUGGACAAGCUCUCGCCUCGCGGCGUUCCUUGUGUCUUCCUUGGUUUCCCUGAGGACUCCUCUGACUUCACCUUUUACCACCCUCCCUCUCACCGGUUCUUUGACUCCCGUGACGUCCGUUUCGAGGAGUCCACCCCCUACUACGUCAGGUACCCCUGUCGAGGUCUCCCGGUUCCUCCUCCCCCUCUCUUCCUCACUUUCGCUCCCCCUCCUGCUCCACCGGUUCAGCCUCCUCCCCCUGGUCCAGCCCCGUCAGAUGUUUCCCACGCUACCCCUCCCCCCUCGGUAGCCCCUCAGGUGCGGUCUCCUUCCCCGCAGUCCUCCCCACAGCCUGCAGCAGACCCUGCGGGGGACGGUGUUCGUGGCGAGGCCGCUUGGGGUGCUGGCUCUCGCGGUGUUGGGGUUGCAGUUGAGAGCGUCCCUGUGCCGGGUCCUAGUUCUGGGGGUGUUGGAGUUGGGGCUGAGUCCGUGGCUGCAAGAGACUCUAGUCUUCCAGGAGCUGGUGUUGGUCGCGUUGACCCUGAGGGUACUACGAGUGGGGGUGCGGGUGCGCCCUCUACGGGCCCUGGUGAGUCUGGCCGUGUUGUUGCUGGUGGUACUGGCUCUGGGGGUGACGUGUCUGGUGCUUUGGAGAGCCAUCCUGGAGCUACUGCUGCCCCGGACACUACUCCUCCUGCCCACCCCUACCCGAUUUGGCUCCAGGCUCAUUCCUCGUGUCUCCUUCCUUCUCCUCCUGAGUCGGCUCUUGCUGCUUCCCUCUCCACUCUUGUCACCGACUACUACCGCACGUACCGUCCUGUUCUCUCUCGUGUUCUCGCCUCUCUUGUUACCGACCCUCGUGCCUCUGUGUCCUCUGUCUCCGCUCUUACUGCCGCAGUCACUGAGUUUGCCUCUACUCGCCGCCUUGACUACGCCACCAGUCUUGUCGCUGAUCCUACUACCAGUCCUCUGGCCGUCGGGGGUGAGUCUGCCCUUGGCUGUGACGCCCUAGAGGACAGGCAGUUUGAGCUAGAGUUCCUAGCCGCCGCUUUCCCUCAUCUCUGUGCCAUGCUGCUCGCCCCUGAGGGAGACCCCGACGCCCUUGACAUACCGACUCCUCGCACUUACGCUGAGGCAGUGUCAGGGCCUUGGGCCUCUCAGUGGAGAGCUGCCAUGGACGCAGAGAUGGCCUUCUACAGAUCCACAGGCACCUACGUCGACGAGACCUUCGCGCCUACCCCGAAGAUGACCACUCUUCGGGUGUUACUUCACGUGGCAGCACAGAGAGACUACGAGCUACACUCUCUCGACUUCUCCACUGCCUUCCUUCAGGGUAGCCUACACGAGGAGGUCUGGUUGCGUCGUCCCUCUGCCUUCACUGGCACUUUCCCUUGUGGGACCCAGUGGAGGCUGAGGCGACUGGUCUACGGACUCCGUCAGGCUCCUCGUGAGUGGCACGACACCCUUCGUUCUACUCUGUCUGACCUCGGUUUCGAGCCGUCUUCUGCCGACCCAUCGCUGUUCGUUCGUCGUGGCUCCACACCGUUCUUUGUACUGGUCUACGUCGACGACCUGGUUUUCGCCACUGCUGACAGGGUUGCUUUGGCUGACGUGAAGUCCGAACUGUAG
This is a messenger RNA of Closterium sp. Yama58-4, 2295 nucleotides long. NCBI's taxonomy places the organism in Eukaryota, Viridiplantae, Streptophyta, Zygnematophyceae, Desmidiales, Closteriaceae. The record is from the annotation of a GenBank genome assembly.